AUUCGUUUUACACCCGCGUGAACCGCACCUCUUCCUCGAAUUCGAUCGUAGAUUUGUCUGGAAUUACGAUUUAUCGCCACGUUCCAAACAUUGAUGUCUCUGCAAAGGAUGAUUAUAAAGACGUAUGAUACGAGAGUGAGUAUUUUUCUCGUGAGAUGCCGGAGACGGAAUACUGAUUUAUUUGAAGAUGGUGAGAGAUUGCCGGUUACAACCGAAGAGAUAAACAGCGAUAAGAUAGAACAUAUCAUUUGUCAAAUGAGACGUUGUCCUGUUCUCUGCGUACACGUUUUGCCUCUGACAAUCUUGCUACGUGCUUUGAAAUGUAUUUUCAAUGCAUUCACUACUGAACGUGUUGAAAUGUAUACUUGUAGAUACAGGAACAACCAAGAAUGUUACAACAUCGAGCAUCAGAUUUUGAUUAAAUGAAAAGAUCCAAAAUUCUAAUAUGGAAAAAACACUUACUAUUGAAAACUCGAUUGUAUCCGUUACGAUUUUUCUUCUAAAUGAAAAAGAUGAAUAAACAAACUGUUAUCCCUUUGGCAGCGCGUAAGUACUUGUGCCGUAACGUGUACCGUAUUCAACCGGAUGUCAUGAUGUGGUUUGCCUUAUUGUAAGGUAUAUUAACGUUCAUGCGGACGUUGCUACCAAAUCGGACGAGCGACGUUAACCGAGCCGAAUUAUGCGACAGCAUGCAGCUGCAACAUGAACUAGCUAUACUAAAGAAUUAUCUUGCGUCUACAAACGCUAUGUAUAUUAUAUGUAUAUUUGGUGAA
This is a messenger RNA of Apis dorsata (giant honeybee), 773 nucleotides long. RefSeq lists its product as uncharacterized. The coding region runs from base 94 to 426 and encodes 110 amino acids. The transcript is spliced from 3 exons. The record is from RefSeq and is a predicted model, not a curated record. Lineage: Eukaryota; Metazoa; Arthropoda; Insecta; Hymenoptera; Apidae.